AUGCCACCUCAAAAAAUAAAAACCGAUUAUGAGCCUAUAGAUACUGAUCCACACUUUACUCGUGUGGUUAGAUAUUUUAGAAAUUCAGAUUAUUUGGUUUGGGCUGCGACAACAGCUUUUGAAUAUGAGCGAGAUUUAAAAGAAAUGAGACAACGUAUAAAAGAAGGAAAACCAUUAUAUGGUGUUUCUAGAAUGAAUGAAUAUGCUCAAAACAGAUAUUAUAAAGAUCUUGAUGACAAUGAAGAAAAAGAAGCAAAGAUUUAG
Messenger RNA from Racocetra fulgida, 264 nucleotides. The record is from the annotation of a GenBank genome assembly. Lineage: Eukaryota; Fungi; Glomeromycota; Glomeromycetes; Diversisporales; Gigasporaceae.